Pieris macdunnoughi is the source of this 3351-nucleotide messenger RNA. The record is from the annotation of a GenBank genome assembly. NCBI's taxonomy places the organism in Eukaryota, Metazoa, Arthropoda, Insecta, Lepidoptera, Pieridae.
AUGCCGUCGACGACAGACCCAGCAGCAGAACAGAAAGACCGCCUCAUCGCUGCUGUUAAGAAAGAAGUCAAGCAGUUGAUGGAAGAGGCGGUUACACGGAAAUUUGUUCAUGAAGAAAGCGGUGGAGUGACAGCACUAUGUGGUGCUGUGGAAGCCUGCCUUGGCCAAGGAUUGCGAAGACGUGCCCUUGGACUUUUCAAGACCAGCUCCACGACUGCACUUCUACAUAAGAUUGCGAAGCACUGCCCAGAAGCGGCUCUAGUAUCAGCGAGGGUGCUGUCUGCGGAGGGUGCUCCAGCGACCCGUUCUGCCUCCGGCGUCGAACGACGACCAUCAGCCCCGCGUCCACCAUUACACAAGCGAGGAUCGGGCUCUUUACUUGGCUCACAGCCACCACCUACGUAUAGAUAUCUUUGGAUUCGUAUCGCCCUAUUUGAGCGUCAAUUGGCGAAGAUUAUAGAGCAUCUUGUGAAUAAUGCUACAAGAUAUUAUGAAAGGGACGCUUUAGUUGCCGAUCCUGACUAUGGGAGUAUUUUAAGCUCACUCCUCGUUGGACCAUGCGCUUUAGAAUAUUCUAAGGCUAAAGCGCCAGUUUGCUUUUGGACAGACCCACCCGCUGAUGAAUUGGUACAAAGACACCGUAUGUCUGCUGGGACAACCACGCCUCCUUCUGUGAGAAGACCUAUUCUUAACUUUAGGAGGAGUCUCAACGCUUCGUCCGAUGACAAUGCGUCAGUAAAUGGCGGUUCAGGAAAUUCUACCGCAUCUAGUGCCAAAGAUUAUGUAGAAAGUUUACAUCAGAAUUCGCGUGCAACAUUAUUGUAUGGAAAAAAUAAUGUUCGGGUGCAACCGAAAGACGUAGAGGAGGCUAUGCCAGGAUAUUUAAGCCUGCAUCAAUCAGCUGCUGGUUUAAUGAUUAAAUGGACGCCCAAUCAACUCAUGAAUGGUUAUGCUGAAAGCGAAGGGAUUGAUAAAAGUAUUUACUGGGCAAUGUCGUUACAAGUGUGUGUGUGGGAAGUUGUAUACGUCCACGUACAUCGUUCACAAGCAAGUGACGCUCUAAUUCUAGUUGGGCAAGACGGUGUCCAACGUCCCCCAAUACACUUCCCAAAAGGUGGUCAUCUGCUUUCCUUUUUGAGCAAUUUGGAGACGGGGUUACUUCCACAUGGCCAAUUGGAUCCACCGCUUUGGUCUCAACGUGGGACAGGCAAGGUGUUUGGUAGAAACAAAGGCAGAAGACGUCCGAUGCCGAGUCUAUGUGAAAGUGGGGAAAAUGAGGAAUCGGAGGUUGAUGAGGUUGCUGGCGAUUAUGUCUUUCGUAUCGUCAACAACGCUAUUGCAGAUCGGGAAGCAAUGCGCCACUCUCUACUAGAGCGUGUAAUUCAAUCACCUCCACGUACCCCUCGUCGGACCCUGGCCUCUACAUCCACUACAUCAUCAGAUUCCAGCACCAUGUCAGUUGACUGCCCACCUAUUAUUGGGAAUUUAACUCAAACAACCAUCACACAAGUGUCUCUUGAACAGGCUGCCUCCAUAGAGCUUGUAUGCAGCACAAUGCGACGACAAAUAAUCUCCCGAGCAUUUUAUGGGUGGCUGGCGUAUUGCCGGCAUCUCUCCACUGUCCGGACUCAUCUUAGUGGCCUUGUGCAUCCAAAUAUUGUUCCCGGAGAAAAUACCGAUGAAGGACUAACAGAUGCAAUAUGGCGAUCUAUGAUGGAUGAACGAGGAGCCAUCGUUGAUAAGGACGAAGUGUAUAGAUUGGUUUACUACGGUGGAGUACAGCACGACAUAAGGAAAGAAGUCUGGCCGUUUUUACUUGGAUAUUAUGAAUUUAACACAACAUUUCAAGAGAGGCAAGAGCAGGACUGUACGUACCGCCGUCAGUAUGAGACUACGAUGUCUGAAUGGCUUUGCGUUGAAGCUAUUGUAAAGCAAAGGGAUCGGGAGGCGACGGCGGCUUCUAUUGCACGGCUGUCUGAAUCUUCUGGAAAGCCUAAACCUGAAGUUGAGCCUUGCGAAGUCUUUGAAGACGACUGCAGUGUAAUAUCAGAUAAUCCACCAGUUGUAUCACCAGAACCAAGCGAAAACGAACAGAAAAGACUUGAGGUCAAACCUGUGCUUUCUCGAGCUCCAAGCAUAGACGAAGUAGAUAAUAUAGAGUUAGAUGAAGAAAAGAAUGAGAACGGAGCCAAGAUUAACGGAGAGACUGAUACUUGUGAAGAUAUAACUUUCGAUGAUGAUGACGAUGAUGAAGUUUGUAUUAAAAGUGUUGUGGAAAAUCCAGAUAUGAGAAGAGAGAGUAUUGCAGAAAUUAAAAGAUUGGCAGAAGGAAUCGUGCAGAAGGGAGAUGGAAGAGGUUUAUUAUGUAGUGUUGACAGUGGAAAUGCUAAUCUUAAUGGAAAUGAUAAUAAGUCAAUCGAAGAACCGGCACCGAGUCAUGCGCAUAGUGUUAUUGUUACAAAUCCAUCUGUAGAUUUGGCUGUUACCGGUGGAUCUCCUGCUUCUGGAGGAACUACAGUAACUUUAGCGCCAGCAAGCCCAGCCCGUAGUCCUUUGGGUGUUCUUCGUGAGGAGUCUCAUUCAGCUGGUGCCUCCUUUGACACUCUAGAUCCGGAAUCUCGACCUGACAAUCGCUCCAACUGUGUAUCACCUGCCAGUUCUAAUGGAGGCGUUUAUUCGAAUGAACUGGUAGAGAGUUUUGCAUUAAACCUCCAUCGAAUAGAAAAGGACGUUCAGAGAUGCGACCGGAACUAUCCCUUCUUUACGGAUGAAAACUUGGAUAAAUUGAGGAAUAUUAUGUGCACAUACGUCUGGGAACACCUCGACAUGGGCUAUAUGCAGGGGAUGUGUGACUUAGCAGCCCCGUUGUUAGUGAUAAUGCGUGACGAGGCAGUUGCGCACGCGCUCUUCGCCCGACUCAUGUGCAAAGCCAAAGACAACUUCCCUUCUGGACAGGCAAUGGAUGCCUAUUUCGCUGAUAUGAGGUCUCUGAUCCAAAUACUAGAUUGUGAGUUGUAUGAAUUGAUGCACGCACAUGGAGACUACACACACUUCUACUUCUGCUACCGCUGGUUUUUACUUGACUUCAAGCGGGAACUUCUGUAUCAGGAUGUAUUCUCAGCGUGGGAGCUAAUAUGGGUAGCGCGUUAUGUGGCGUCAGAGCACAUGGUUCUUUUCAUAGCUCUGGCAUUAUUAGAAACCUAUCGAGAUGUAAUACUCGCAAACUCUAUGGAUUUUACAGAUAUCAUCAAGUUUUUCAACGAAAUGGCCGAACGCCACGACGCGUCAGCAGUCUUAUCGUUAGCUAGGGACUUAGUCCUUCAAGUUCAAACGCUUAUAGAGAAUAAAUAA